UCCUGUCAUUCCUCCUCCUAUCUUUGAUCAUUGUCCUGCCCCCUCCCUUGUCCUCUACCCCCCAUCAAACUCCACUCUCUCUUUUUGUGUGUGUGUGUGUGCGUGCGCGCGCGCGUCCCAACUUUUCCCACCACAACUUUAUCUGAGGAGCUCACAAACUCCAAGUGGAUUCUUUUUAUUUGCAGGCAAGGCUGGCUGGCACACUUUGAACUUCUUCCGGCUCUUUUUCUCCCCUCCCUUCCCCGGUGUAAGGUGACCAUGGCCGCCGUCCCGGCUGCUCUCCUCCCGCCGACUGCCCUCGUCCCACCGCCGCCGCCACCUCCACCGCCACCGGUGCCGAUCUCCGCUCCCAGCAGCACAGCGUCCCCGCCGUCGGCCACCUCCUCGCCAUCACCGCUACCACCACCGCAGCUACCGCCACCACUACCGCAGCAGCAGACGCUUUUCCGAUCCGAGCUGCUCGCCACCGGCAGCCCUGGCAUCCCCGCGCCGGGCAAGCCUGUCUACUCCACGCCGUCGCCCGUGGAGAACAUCCCGCAGAACAACGAGUGUAAGAUGGUGGAGCUUCGCGGCGCAAAGGUGGCCUCGUUCACCGUGGACGGCUGCGAGCUUAUCUGCCUGCCGCAGGCGUUCGACCUGUUCCUCAAGCACCUGGUGGGCGGCCUGCACACCGUCUACACUAAGCUCAAGCGACUGGAAAUCACGCCGGUGGUGUGCAACGUGGAGCAGGUUCGCAUCCUCCGAGGGCUCGGCGCCAUCCAGCCGGGUGUCAACCGGUGCAAGCUCAUCUCCAGAAAGGACUUCGAGACGCUCUACAACGACUGCACCAACGCCAGCUCCAGACCUGGACGGCCUCCGAAGAGAACCCAGAGCGUGACAUCGCCGGAGAACCCUCACAUCAUGCCCCACACUGUCCCCGGUCUCAUGUCCCCCGGCAUGAUCCCACCCACAGGCCUGACGGCGGCAGCAGCGGCGGCUGCCAACGCGGCCAUCGCUGAGGCCAUGAAGGUGAAGAAGAUCAAGCUUGAAGCCAUGGGCGGCUACCACGCCAGCACCAACCAUCACGGCGCCGACGGUGAGAACGGAGACCUCAGCUCCAGCGUUGGCCUGGAGCUCCCCUUCAUGAUGAUGCCACACCCCCUAAUACCCGUCAGCCUGCCGCCGGCCUCCGUCACUAUGGCGAUGAGCCAGAUGAACCACCUCAGCACCAUCGCCAACAUGGCCGCCGCUGCCCAGGGCCAGAGUCUGCCCUCGAGGAUGGUCACCUCUGUCAUCAAGGGUUUGCAGGAGCGCAUCCCGGACAGUCCCUCUCCGGCCCCAUCCUUAGAGGACAACAGGAGGCCCGGCAGUCACCCGUCGUCUCACCGCAGCAGCAGCGUAUCCAGCUCCCCAGCCCACACAGAAAGCUCCUCGGACAGGAUACCGCCACAUCACAACGGCCUGUCCAUGAACCAGGCCCUGCUAGGCUUGUCCCCCAACAUCCCACCUGGGCCUAAAGAGGGAGACCUUGCACACGACAUGAGCCAUGAAGUGAAAAGGAUGCAUGCUGAGAAAGAUGAUAACCCAAUGUGCACGCCGACAGCGAGAGAUAGCUACGAGCGGUUGUCGCUGGCCGGACAGACUCUCCCUCCCGGCUUCCCCUCGCCAUUCCUCUUUCCUGACGGGCUUUCGUCAAUAGAGACUCUCCUAACCAACAUACAGGGCCUGCUGAAGGUAGCCAUCGACAACGCGCGGGCUCAGGAGAAGCAGGUCCAGCUGGAGAAGACUGAGCUGAAAAUGGAGCUGUUUCGAGAGCGAGAACUUCGUGAGACUCUGGAGAAGCAGCUGGCCAUGGAGCAGAAGAACAGAGCGAUCAUCCAGAAGCGCCUGAAGAAGGAGAAGAAGGCCAAGAGGAAACUCCAAGAAGCUCUGGAAUACGAAUCCAAGAGGAGAGAGCAGGCGGAGCAGACUCUCAAGCAGCCAUCACCCGCCGAUAGCAUGCGGUCGCUCAACGACUCUCUGACCCCUGAGAUGGAGAGCGAGCGCAGCAGUGGAAGAACAGAUGCUGAAAGGACAAUACAAGAUGGAAGACUCUUCCUGAAAACCGCAGUGAUGUACUGAGUGGGAACAUAUUUAAAAAAAAAACAACCUGAUGGAGACGGGAGAUUUUAAAAGAAAAGAAAAGAAGAUUUUUGAAAAAUAAAAUAAAAGGACAACCCAUGAAGAAUCUCCAGAGUCCAUUUCCAGGGUGAUUUAGUUGCGGAAAAGACAUCACUGCUGCUGCGAAAUGCUGGAGGAGGUUUUGUCGGAAUAUAGAAUAACAAGAAGUCUUUCUCCUUUCAACGGGACUUUAGCUUGGGGUCUUAGAUUUUGAGCACAGCGACGGUUGGUACCAACUCAUCAACCAACCAACCACAGCACUGAAGAUGUUUUGGAUCAUCUGCACCAGAAUUGUUUUGUAUUUCAAAUUGAAUUUUUCAAAAAAAAAAAAAAAAUUAAAAUGUGCUGGUGGAAAGUUUUCUAAAUUAGAUGACGAUACAAUCAAGUUUCCUUUCUGGCAUUCAUUGUACAUAGGAUGCUAACAAUGCUAGGGUUGCUAAGUGUACAUAUAUAAGGUCAUGCAGUAGACGCUAUUAGGCAAACAACACAACCAUUUAUAUUAUAACAGUUUUUUGUUUGUGUUUUGAAUUCUUCUAUCCCUGGGCCAUCAUUCUUUCCUAUAGCAGCCACUUUGGUGAGAAAGCAUGCAGGCAUGAUGUAAAUGUUUGUCCUGGAGUUAUGAUAUUUAAUGAUAAAUCCUAUAUUGUGCUCAACGCUAGGGGUUUACUCCACAAAAGCCCAUUGUCUUUUUGUUUUUUUGCGCCUCAACAACCAAAACACAAUCCAAUUGAAGAUGUUUCCUCUCAUUAGUAUUAUAAUCUUUGUAACAGAGGUGAAAUUUCAUGCUCAUCCCAUUCAUGUACAUCUGUACCAUUUUUUUUUUU
Doryrhamphus excisus (bluestripe pipefish) is the source of this 2963-nucleotide messenger RNA. NCBI's taxonomy places the organism in Eukaryota, Metazoa, Chordata, Actinopteri, Syngnathiformes, Syngnathidae. The record is from RefSeq and is a predicted model, not a curated record.